This is a messenger RNA of Pezoporus flaviventris, 2188 nucleotides long. RefSeq names its product solute carrier family 25 member 36-like. Lineage: Eukaryota; Metazoa; Chordata; Aves; Psittaciformes; Psittacidae. Gene Ontology annotation, biological process: pyrimidine nucleotide import into mitochondrion. Gene Ontology annotation, molecular function: pyrimidine nucleotide transmembrane transporter activity. Bases 60 to 1004 code for a protein of 314 amino acids. Gene Ontology annotation, cellular component: mitochondrion. The record is from RefSeq and is a predicted model, not a curated record. The transcript has 7 exons.
GCUACCUGCCAGCAGCCGAUGCGCGGGGCGGCGCGGGUGUCCCUGCAGAGCGCCAGGCCAUGCUGCAGCACAGCACCCUGCUCCACCUGAUCGCUGGAGGAUGUGGUGGCACAGCUGGAGCCAUCCUGACCUGUCCCUUGGAAGUGGUGAAGACACGACUACAGUCAUCCCAACUGGUACUGCGGCCUCUGUGCCUCUCAGAGAUACACCUACCAGGGAUGAGUGUGAGGCUGAUGAACCCCACCCCAUCUCCUGGAGUGCUGAAGCUGCUGAGGGCCAUUAUUGAGAAGGAAGGUGUGCGAUCCCUGUUCCGAGGUCUGGGUCCCAACCUUGUUGGGGUUGCUCCUUCCCGGGCUAUAUAUUUUGCUGCCUAUUCUCAUGUUAAGGAGAAGCUCAAUGCUGUCCUUGUACCAGAGUCCAAGAAAGUACACAUGCUAUCAGCAGCUUGUGCAGGCAUUACUUCUGCCACACUCACCAAUCCUAUCUGGUUAGUGAAAACCAGGAUGCAGCUGGAAGCCAGGGUGAAGGGGGAGACGGCCAGCAACGCUCUUCAGUGUGCCAUGCAUGUGUACCGCACUGAAGGCCUUCGUGGGUUUUACCGUGGUAUCACUGCUUCCUAUGUUGGAGUGUCAGAGACCAUUAUCCACUUUGUCAUCUAUGAAGCACUGAAGCAGCAGCUGAGAAACAGCCAUCAUUCCCUUUCCCCACCACUCACACUUUCACCAAAAAGCCAUGAUUUCUUUGGAUUAAUGGGAGCUGCUGCUGUCUCCAAAACAUGUGCUUCAUGCAUUGCAUAUCCACAUGAGGUCAUUCGGACACGGUUGCGAGAAGAAGGGUCACGAUACCGUUCCUUCAUACAGACUCUGCAGCUUGUGGUCCAUGAAGAGGGACCUUUGGCUUUAUACCGAGGGCUCCUGGCUCACUUGGUCCGUCAGAUCCCAAACACAGCUAUCAUGAUGGCUACCUAUGAACUCAUCGUACAUUUGGCCUCUUCCACCUUGUAAGCACACUGUAGCAGCUGGUUGAGGCUGCUGUAGGCACCUCAUGAUUCUGAGAAUUGGUCUUUUUCAGUGGUCUGAGAGGUGCUUUUCAUCACAUAUCAGAACUGGGUCGGGCAUAGCAUUCUCAGGACAAAAGCCUUUUCUUGUGCAGAGUGUUUGGCUCUGAUGUGUACAGUGUAGCCUUUCUUCUUUCUGGAGACUUGAAUUGCUCCAGUGCUUCAGGAUUGACAUCCUGGUUUGACAGUGCCUGCUGUAAGCUCCCUGUAUGAAACAAGGGCACAACACUUACUGGGAAGGAUACAAAAGAGAAGGCAUAAGAGUACCUUAGUCUCAGCAUGUUCACUUCUUUUGGACCCAGUGGGCACAGUCAGACAUGACAGGCUAGAGCUCAGACAUCUGAGAACUGCAGCAGGUUGAGAUCUUUAGCUGAGACUUUUCAUAACCUUAGAGGGGCUCUUUCACCUCCUGUGCUACCUUCCUGCCUCUAAGGAGGAUUUCUCAAUCUCGGUUAUGUCCUAUUGCAGAAUUAUCUUUUGGGUCCUUCCCAUGUUGCAGCCACUGCCCCGAGGUGUGUCAGGUAACUGACAGCCUCUUUUGUCUUGCAGUCUGAAUAAUCAGACCAAGUAGAUCAAGGGAAGAAGCACAACCUGCUAAAAAGCACUACCUUCACAACUCAUGCUAAUGGGCUCAUAGCCAUGUUUUGCCAAUAUCUGUUGUGUCCCAUCCCCUCCAUUCCCAAAAGAGAGAGUACACCUUCCCUUGGAAGUGCUGGUUCUGUUCUGCUACAAGUUGGAACCCUGGUAUGAAAAAUACUCUUUUAUGUAGAAAGAAAGCGGAUUGGGUAAAAAAAAAAUCUGGAUGAAGCUGAGGAUUUGGCCUAUUUCUGUUCAUGAUGCACUAAGUGUAUGGAGAGAGCCUUACUUUUUCUUUUCUGUAAUCAAGAAUUCAGUUUGCUGCGUGUGUUAACACGUGCCUGUGCCAGGCUGGGCUGCCUUCUGUUCCUCUGCAGGGUCCUAGCCCCAUGUCCUGGGGAAGGCUACAUUGUGUUUACACAGAGUAUUUUGACUCUCAGGGUCAGGGGUGAUGUGUGUUUCUUGUUCCAACACAUACAGUCAAAAAGGUAACCCUUCCCUGAGAAAGGCAGUCAUUUCAGUAAAUAAAUGCUCUGGACAAUCUCCAGUCUUACA